Ananas comosus (pineapple) is the source of this 2125-nucleotide messenger RNA. RefSeq lists its product as uncharacterized. The record is from RefSeq and is a predicted model, not a curated record. Bases 82 to 1854 code for a protein of 590 amino acids. Lineage: Eukaryota; Viridiplantae; Streptophyta; Magnoliopsida; Poales; Bromeliaceae. The transcript has 9 exons.
CUUCGCGCUCUUUCUCUCUCCCUCUCUCUCUCUUUAUCUUCUUAUGCUUCGUCGUAAUCGUCCUCCUCCUCCACUUCAUCAAUGUCGACCUCCUCUUCGUCGCCGUUGGAUUCGUUGAAGAGUUGGGUUGUCGCCAACUACUCGGAGCCGUUGGAUUCGCUGAAGCAAUCGCUGAGGGUCGCCUAUGUCGUCUUCGCCUUUUGCUCCGCCUUCUUCCUCGGAGGCUUCAAAGCUUUGUUAGUUGGUCCUGUUGCUGCGGCGCUUCUGAUAAUUGGGAACGUAGGGGUGAUACUCGGCCUCUUACCAUGGCACGUCGCGUGGACCGUUUAUUCUCUCAUCAAGACUAAUUAUAUCAAUUCGGCUCUGAAAUUCGCAUUUCUUUUCGUUCUGCCCAUUCUGUUCGCUCUCUGGUUGGCUCUAAGCAUUUUCGGGAGCAUUCUAGUUGGGGUCGGCUACGGUUUCUUCGCACCAUGGGUCUCCACAUUCGAGGCCUUUCGACAGGACAGCGAAACAAAGAAGUUCCUCCAUGGCGUUGUGGACGGAACAUGGGGAACAAUCAAAGGGAGUUGCACGGUAGUUAGGGAUUUUGCCGACAUAUGCUACCACUCUUACCCACUCUACCUGAAAGAAUUGCGUGAAAGUUCCCACAAUCAUCAGCCCCAUUCAAUCAGGUUGGUGGAUGUGCCGGCAUGUAUUCUUGUGGCCCUGAUGGGCUUAAUAGUCGACAUACCGCUUUACACGGUUAUAGCACUGAUAAAGAGCCCUUACAUGCUUUUCAAGGGGUGGCAGAGGUUGCUACAUGACCUUAUAAGUAGAGAAGGCCCCUUUCUUGAAACAGCUUGUGUGCCGAUCGCCGGCCUGGCCAUCCUUCUCUGGCCUCUCGUUGUCGUGGGGAGCGUCGUAUUGGCUAUUGUGUCGAGCAUCUUUAUUGGGCUGUAUGGAUCUGUUGUUGUGUUUCAGGAGAGAUCUUUCCAAAGGGGAGUAGCCUACGUAGUUGCCAUGGUCUCAGCGUUUGAUGAAUACACUAAUGAUUGGCUUUAUCUGAAAGAGGGCUCUAUCCUUCCAAAGCCCCAAUACCGAAAGAGGAAAGCAUCUAACUCUACGGAGUUUUCCGUAGGAGCAAGUAUUUCUAAAGGAAUUAGGUCCACUCCAAGCUCAUCGGCAGCGCCUGCCAUGUUGGUCCCAAACUUGGCUCCUUCGAGAUCAGUUAGAGAGGCAAUACAAGAAGUGAAAAUGGUGCAGAUAUGGGAAGACAUAAUGAAGUCCUGCGAAAUAAGGGGCAAGGAAUUAGUUGAUGCAAGUGUCAUAACACCAUUCGGUCUAUACGAGUGGCUCAGAACAAAAGGAUGCGCCCAAGAGACGGUCAGCCUCGGACUACCUUCUUACGCUUUACUCCACACUAUUCUCUACUCCAUCAAAACCGGAUCGGGCGGUCUAAUGCUCAGCGGUGGGACGGAGGUUACUCAUCAUAACCGCCCGCAAGACCGGCUUUUGGACUGGUUCUUCCAUCCGGUUAUAGUUUUGAAGGAGCAAAUCCAGGCCAUUAAAUUGAGGGAGGAGGAAGUGAGGUUCUUGGAGAAAUCAGUUCUCUUCAGCGGUAACAUCGCUGACGGGAAUUCUUGGGACAAUGGUUCGGCCGUUCCUCAUGACCCACUGAGGGCUGCUCAGAUUCAGGCCAUCAGCAGAAGGUUGGUUGGCAUGACGAGGAGCAUUUCGAAGUUCCCGACGUACAGGAGGCGAUACAGGCAAGUAGUAAAGCUGCUUAUCACUUACUCCCUCGAGAGGGACGGCUCGUGUGCGUCCCGUUCGAAUAGAUCGGUCUCGUCCAUCGAAAUCGUGCCUUGUGAAGUAUAGCAAGCCUUUUUCUUUCCCCCCUCCUCUUUUCGUCACGGUGUUAAUAUAUUUAGAGUAGUUAAUCAGUUUAGCUUGUGAAAUUGAUAGAGAACGUAAAAGCGCGCAGUUUGUAGAGAAAGAGAUCAAGCCGAAACUAGCGUUGCUGGCGCAAUAAUCUUAGAUUUGAAAGAUUGUUGAGCUUGUUUGAGAUAUUGCUGUGAAAAUGACUCCAAUGUCUUGUAAAUAUGUAAUUUUUUUCAUGUACAGAAGAAUCAAUCAUUGUUUUUGUUUC